Cladophialophora immunda is the source of this 2030-nucleotide messenger RNA. RefSeq lists its product as uncharacterized. The transcript has 3 exons. Bases 282 to 1652 code for a protein of 456 amino acids. Lineage: Eukaryota; Fungi; Ascomycota; Eurotiomycetes; Chaetothyriales; Herpotrichiellaceae. The record is from RefSeq and is a predicted model, not a curated record.
CACCGCCCUUUGCCGUGCAGGGCCAUCAAAGUCCCGAAGUCCAGCUUUCUCGUCUGCGUACCGAGUACACCAGGGCAGCCCUCUUCCAUCUGGGAUUCCACAAGUUAGGUCCAACCGUUCCCAACUUCGUCCAUUCUUUCCUUCUCGCUCGUUACUUUCUUUUCUGUUUGUGUGUGUUGAUGUGAUUUCGAUACUUCCACAAUCCUAUCCCAACGGCCACCGGCGCGGAGAGGCCAUUGACCUCGACAGUACCUCGUCGAUUUCGCUCAUUCCGGUUCACGAUGCGUCGGUCCCUCGCUCUCUUCCUCGGCCUCGCCGCGCUGGGAUUUGCCCAGGAGGGUGGUACUGCCACGACUUCGACCGACUCAUCGACGACUACCCCUACGGAUUCAGUCACUACUGCCCCCGCUACCACAUCUUCAAAUCCAAGUUCCAGCGCAGGUUCGAGUAGCUCGACAAAUGCCACGAGCACGACGCAAGGCCCCAUAACACAUACGGUUGCAGUGGCUUUGGGAGGGUUUACGUUCGUUCCCGACGUAACUCUGGCCGAAGUUGGCGACACGAUCUUGUUCCAAUUCUACCCAACAAACCACUCCGUCAUUCGCGCUGAAUAUGGUUAUCCUUGCAUUCCAUACGAGGACACGGGCGUCGACAAGGUCGGAUUCUUCUCGGGCUUUUAUCCUGUCGACGCAAUAUUGCCCGACCCGCCUCAAUGGUCGAUUCUGGUCAAUGACACAAACCCCAUCUUUUACUACUGCGGCGCCCCAGGAUCGUGUAUAUCUCAUCAGAUGGUUGGGGUCAUCAAUCCCAAUGCUACGACAUCCCUGCAACACCAAAAAGACCUGGCAUCGGAAUCACAGUUCAUGUUACUACCAGGUCAACCUUGGCCCGACGAGAGCGAGGAUCCUUUCACCACGUCGUCCCCAGCUCCCAGUGCGUCGCCGACUGCUUCUUCCACCGGGUCGGCAUCCGCCAGUGCAACCAGCGCCAGUGAAAAGUCAUCCUCCAGCUCAAGCCUCUCUGGCGGUGCAAUCGCGGGUAUUGCAAUUGGAGCCUCUGCCGUUGCUCUCGCGGCAGCUGUCGCCCUCUAUCUCUGUGGCCGUCAAUCUCGCGCUCGCGGGUCCAACAUCAAACACAUCGACGACCGCCCCAACACGGGCCACGCUACUCAGGUUUCCUACAACCCACAAGCGCCGCAUAGCCACCUAUCUUACAUGACCGAUCCGACCAAGCAUAUGUCCAUGCACAGCAGCGUCGUGGGCAUGGCACCCUCACCAGCCCUGCCGGGAUACGUGCCUUCACAUGAUCCUAACAUGUCACCCCCUCUGCAUCCCGCGUAUCCGAUGCCAAUGAGCGACUCUCUGAGUCCCAGUCCGAUGGCGCCAGGAAGUGAUUUCGCCUUACCACACAGUCCGAGCCCGAGUCAGAUGUACGCAGUCCCAGCGUAUAGCAGCGGUGUUCCGCAUAGCACGAACGGAACCCCUGUCCACUCCAUGAUAUACAGCGCCCCGCCACCGCCGCAUGUCCAUGAGAUGGCGGCUUCGGAGCCUCUGCCCCAUCCCCAGUCACCACAGUCCCAGGGGGAUGGGAUUAUGGGCUUCAUUCGGAGGUCAAGCGUUAGUAAAGCCGGGGGCGUAGAACGGUACGGGUGAAGAGCCACAACGUCGCCAUCUUCCGCUUACCGUAGGUGCUGGGGCUGGCGAUUGAACCGGACAAAGAGAAAAAAAUGUAGGCUAUUUAGCAAUGUAUUCUGGGUGGAAAUCUACUGUUGGGUAAUUAUGGCGCAUCGAUUUUUGACGGAUAUCUGUGUCAGAUCAAAGCAUGAGGAGAUGAAUGUCUAAAGGGCAGUUCCUAGAGGCGAGCUAGGCGUAUUUUCCGAAGGGGUGCAAACAGGCUUGGGACGAAAAUCAAAAACCUGAGAUUAAUACGAAGCAUCAAUGGCCACAUUGGUUCGGGCCACAUUGGCUUGACACAGAUCUAAUUUCAUAGAUUCCUGUUGACGUGUAACCGAUGGCGACCGACAAUCCAAC